Molecule: messenger RNA, 2782 nt
Organism: Girardinichthys multiradiatus
Lineage: Eukaryota; Metazoa; Chordata; Actinopteri; Cyprinodontiformes; Goodeidae
Gene: ccdc22
Product: coiled-coil domain containing 22
Exons: 16
Coding region: 301-2196 (631 amino acids)
Biological process (GO): positive regulation of ubiquitin-dependent protein catabolic process
Molecular function (GO): cullin family protein binding
Source: RefSeq, a predicted model, not a curated record
AUUCUGAGGUCUUUUAGAGCCGGUUGUGUCGGGUUGAAUCGAUUGUGCAAGAUCUUGUGAUUGAAUUGCAAUAAUAUCUGCUUGAAGAGGCUUUUAGUGGACUUGGGAAGGAAAACGGGGUUUGUUUCGGAAGUGAGGAAUGUCAUACUUGGUAAUUAGAAACUAGUUUGUUGCUAGCCGACGAUUGAAGCUUUCCACCUGUGAAACUAAGCCUAACUGCUGCUAACCCAUGUUAAUAAGUCAUCGGACUCUACUAUAAUCCUGUUGCUUGGGUGGAAUAUUUUCUGAGAAAGUUUAGCGAUGGAGGAAGUUGAUAAGAUUCUUAUUCACGCUCUCAGACAAGUCGGAACGGAGGUGGGUGAAGACAUCGACAGAGUGAACCAGUUCACCAGUGAGCUGAUCGUGGAGGCGGUGGGCAAAUGUAUCCGGGUGAUUGAUCCGGGCCUGGGCGGCGCACUGCCUACGUCCCUUCCUCCAGGCAUGUCUGCCCGAUUCAGGGUGGGCAUGAGUCUGGCUCAGGCCUGCCAGGACAUUGGCUAUAAAGGAGAGAUUGGUUACCAGACUUUUCUAUACAGUAACGAGCCAGAGAUUCGCUCGCUGCUUAUGUUCCUGGUGGAGAAGUUGCCCCGAGAGAGCUCUGAGACCUCAGAUCAGCCAACAGGCAAAUCAGCUGUCCUCCAUAGAGCCAUCGCUGCUGCAAUCACUGCCCAGCUGGCGGUUUCCUGGGUGCCUCUGAACUGCAGAUUGCCGUUACACUGUAAAACACAGAGUAAGGCAGCAUCACACAGCUUUCAUGUCUAUCCACUCAGCUUACCACACUGCACUAAGGGCCAGAAGUCUCUGAAAGAGGUGAAGCACUACCAAAGAGACAUCCUUUAUCCUGUUACCGCCCAGUUUCCAAGUCGGACCUCAAUGGUGUCGUCUAUCUUGGAGCAACACACAGCGGAGUUGAGCAAUGCUCACGAGUGGGAUACCGAGUGGAAGAGUCAGGGACUGCUGUCCCGCCUCACACCGCAGGACUACCACUCUAGGAAGCUGACACGGCUGCGCAAAUGCAUCGAAGAGCAGCUGCGUUCUGCUGCCGCACCGUCUCCUGAAAGUGUCUUCAGUGUUUCUCGCUCUACGUCUGAGCUGUCAGGCUUCCUGCAGACCUUCACAGGCAGUGCCCCUUCUGACCUUAUCCUUACCAAGGGCACCCAUUUCACACACACUCAGAAGUUUACCUUCACACAGGAAGUGGCAGCUUUAACGAGCCCAGUCCACACUGGGCGUCAGUUGAAGGAUGACACUCAGCCCCGCCAGCAGGAGGAGUUAGCUUUCCUCCAGCAGCAGUUUCAGCAGCUCUGCAGUGAUGUCGAGCAGAUAGCAGCAGACAUGAAGCACAUAAGUGUCACUAAUGCUCAGGUGUUUGAUGAACUGAAGCAGAUGGAGCUGGACAAUGCUGAAAAUGAUGAGAAGAUGCAAGUAAAGAAGAAAACUAUCGACCUGUUGCCAGAUGCAGACAGCAACUUGCAGAAGCUUCAGUCUCAGGUGGAGGCCAGUGCCAACCGGGUGGUAAAUCUAGCUUCUCAGUGGGAAAAACAUCGUGCUCCACUCAUUGAAGAACAUCGCACGCUGAAAGAAUUCUGCAGCAGCAAGGACCUUGAGUCUUCCAGAAAGCUUUCAGAGAUCAAGUCUCUCCAUGAAAAAAUUCAGGUGGCCACAGAGGAGGCAAAGAAGAAAGAAGAAUUAUACAAACAGCUGGUGACUGAAUUAGUAAGUCUUCCUCAGGAUGUGUCUCGAUCAGCAUACACUCAGAGGAUUCUAGAGAUUGUUGGCAAUAUCAAAAAACAGAAGGAGGAAAUUAGUAAGAUUUUAUCAGACACAAAGGAGCUCCAGAAGGAGAUCAACAGCCUUACCGGGAAACUUGACCGGUCGUUUGCUGUAACAGAUGAGCUGGUCUUUAAGGAUGCCAAGAAAGAUGAGUCUGUCCGCAAAUCCUACAAGUACCUUGCUGCCUUGCAUGAGAACUGUAAUCUGCUGAUCCAAACCAUCGAGGACACUGGCACAAUUCUGAGAGAGAUUCGAGAUCUGGAGGAACAGAUUGAGACAGAAAACUGUAACAAAACAGUGGCUAACCUGGAGAGGAUUCUGGAUGACUACAAAGUGAUACGACAGGAGAAUUCUACACUAGCUGCCAAAGUCCGAGAGGGCUAAAAUGAGGCUUUACUCCACUGAAUGAAAAAUCUGGAGAUUUAAAGUAGUCUGAGCAAGACAAGAGCAGCUCUUCAUGUGUUACACUACAGGGACUGUGGUUCACUAACAUGGAGACAAGCUGGGUUUUGUACCAUAGAAAAAAACUUACUUUAAUGAUGAAUCAAUCAUGGAUGAGUAGAGAGAUGGGGUUUUGUCUUUUUCAUUUUUUUAAAAAUCUACAGAGGAGCUCUGAUGGUCCAUCCACUGGCUUGAUUGUUUUGUGAAAUGGAGCACUGGACAGCAUAUUGUCCUGUCAUGAUAUGUUUGCAGAGGAUUUUGUUUCGUGUACAUGAGCUGAUGUUUCAUUUAACGACAUUGUGUUCUUUCUUGAUCAUUUUUAACAAACUAUUGAAUGGCAUUUGAAUGUGGUCUUAUGGAAAUGUGUCCUAGAUCUAUCAGCAAAGUAUUGUAUACACAGUACCAGCUUAAAUAAAGAUGCCUUACAGAUUACAUUUUUUUAACUGUCAUGACAACCGAACAGCUUACAGAUUGACAGUUGUUUUUAUAGGCCUGGUCAUUUAUUAAAUUGUUAUUUUAAGAUGCUAAA